Molecule: messenger RNA, 2787 nt
Organism: Magallana angulata
Lineage: Eukaryota; Metazoa; Mollusca; Bivalvia; Ostreida; Ostreidae
Exons: 2
Coding region: 143-1780 (545 amino acids)
Biological process (GO): positive regulation of DNA-templated transcription
Cellular component (GO): nucleoplasm; chromatin
Molecular function (GO): ubiquitin-protein transferase activity; zinc ion binding
Source: RefSeq, a predicted model, not a curated record
GACCAAUAAGGCCCGGGUGGCGCAGUCGGUGUGUCAGGAUCGUUGUCAAACCGAAAGUUGACCUUUUCCGUGUAUAAUUUUAUAAGAAACGAAUUUCGUUUAUUUUGGAAUUAAUGUACAUUUUGGUGUGCAGUCGGCUCUUAUGAUGGCAUCUAGAGAUGAAGCCCAGGACCUCGUGGAAUGUAAUCUGUGUCAGCAACCAGUCUCGUUUUUCUGCAGACGAUGCGGGGUUAAUCUCUGCGAAACCUGUAUCGCAAAACAUCUACGCGUGAAAUCUAAAAACGGCCAUGACAUUGUAGAUUACACCAGCAAGGAUGAUGACGACACAUGCCACUGUGAUUCCCAUCCCCAAAACGUUUGUUCCGCAUACUGUAAAACUUGUGAUGCUCCGAUAUGCAUCCUCUGUGUAUCUAUCAAACACAAAUCGCACGAAAUGUCUGAGCUGUCCGAUAAAAUUGAAGAACUUUUAAAAGUUAUCGCGAAGGAAAAUGAUCGACUUCAGUCAUCCAAACAUGAAUUAGAAAGAACUCUGGAUCACACGACGAAGAUGUUGUCCUCGAUAUCCUCAUACUACAAACAGAGGAAAGAUCAAGUUACAGCCCAUGGAGAAGAGUGGCACAAACAGAUCGAGAAUACCGUGAAGAAACUUCACCAGGAACUGGAUGACAUGCAAAAGGAACACGAGGCUGUACUACAGAAACAAAAGAAAGAGUUUGAGGAAAUGAUUGGAAAAGUGAAUGAAAUCAACGGGAAAACAAUAAAAUUACAGAAAUCUAAAAACGUCACGGAAAUGCAGACAUUCAUACCAGUCAUUGAGAAACAAGAAACAUUGAGCGAGUUCUCUCUGUAUUCAUUUCCGACGUUCUAUGAAUGUAAAAUAGAUGCAAAUUAUUUGCAAACUUAUUUCGGGUACGUUGAUAAAAUGCAGAAAAAGAAAACGUCGCUCUUGGAAAAUAAAUUCAAAGAUAAUGAUUUACCGGGUAGAAGAACAUUAAAGGUACCAAAGGUUACUUCUGUUAUAGACACUGGGUUCCCUGCUGAUGAAAAUCAAAACCGUCUGCUUGACAUGGCCGUUACCGACGAUAACAAAGUGUGGAUGGGAGGAGCAAGCAGAGAACUAAAGUUGUUUGAUCUCCAGGGACACCUUCAACACACCGUCAGCAUUAAUGACCAUGGCGUGUACAUAUGUAUGUACAACAAACAUGUAGUGUACAUUAAUCAACCAAAUAAAGCCGUGAGAAUGAUAUCUGACACCGACUCUGUGGUGACGAUGUUCACGACCGAGGACUGGGUGCCAUUUGGCGUCACAAGCGCGGCUUCCGGUGAUCUGCUGGUCUGUCUCCUCAAAGACGAUCAGAACAAAGUCGUCCGAUACAGCAGUACCGGUACCGUGCUCCAGGAAAUCCAGUACGACUCUCAGUGUCUACCUCUGUACAAAGACGCGACUUACGUCACUGAGAAUGUCAACGGGGACAUCAUUGUAACUGACUUUAAGAAAAACGCAGUCAUUGCUGUUGAUAGAUUGGGCAUAUUCCGGUACUCGUACUCGGGUGUUACAGGUUCUAGAGUAACCACUGAUUCUGUCGGUCACGUCAUUGUUACAGACUAUCUCGGAAACAAGAUUCACAUGCUGGACAGAGACGGGCGAUUCCUGAGGUACAUCAUUCCUGAAGGAGGAAUGUACAUUGCACGCGCCGUGUGUAUCCUUGGUGACGGUGAGAUGAUGGUGGGAGAGUGUAAGACCGGAAUCGCCAAAAUAGUCAAAUUCUUAGAAGAAUGAAGACAUAAUGCUAUUUUUCAAUCUGUUACAAUAACAGUAUUGGGUAUUGGACAAGUAUGACUUGGUUGGACUACAUGCACAAGUUGUUAAAUUAUAUUGCAUUGUAUGGGAUUGCUAAAAAAACUAUUCAAUUUCGUCACUUGGUUUAAAAACAUUUAAACGCGAAAAUAAUGGUUUCUACAUGCAGUAUGAAUUAUAAAUCAUAUUUGAUUAAGCUCUAUUGCUAAUGAAAAAUUUUGUUUUAAUUUUUUUUUUGUAACAACGAAAUUUGUAACUGCAAAAAUUUGGACGGCAUUAGAUAUUCUGUCUGAAACGGGUUGAGGGAAACAACAAAAACAUACGUAUACGAGACUGCACGAAAUGAUCAUAAUGAUGGCAGAGUCAAAUUUUGAUUAAAUACGAUUUGGCCGCUGCUCUUAUAUAACGUACUGAUGUACAUCGACUAUAAUUUAGUUAGUUUUACUUUUCACGAUAAAGUAAAAAGAAGGAUGUACAUAUAAACAAAUACUUUCUUUAAUGAUUAAUGCAGUUAACGAAGGUAGCAAUCAUUACAGAAAAAAUACGUUUGUUUUUACUGCAAUGUCACCAUCUUCAUAUCCCGCAUGAAUCACCAAAGAAAGCAUUUUAUUUUUUAUUUACUGUCAAAAUGUUGCACAGAAGUAACCGCCAUAUUCCGGAUCCGUAUAUAAAGAAGUUACCAUGGUAAUGAGAACUAUAGCUACUUGGAAGUUUAUACUAUUUAGCCCGUUUAAGUAUGUACAGUCCGUGCUCUCGAUAUAGCUUUACACGAAUCGCUCAAUCAAGAAAAAAAACCGCACGCAAUUUCAAAAUUAAAAUUACAAAAAAGACAUCAAUGAAAGUUGUAAAAUAAUCAACUUUUCAAAUAUUUUUUUAAAAUUUAAUCAGCUAAACAAUGGAUUACAAAGUAGUUUUUGAAAGUCAAUUAAACGUUUAUGAAUACGUUCACACACAUGUGCUUCGUUUCAAUGGGUCGCGUGAUUGUAUAU